AUGAUGAUGGUGAGCGACGACUGUCUGGUCGAGUGUAAGAUCGAUGACAGUGAUGAAGAUGAAUCAGGGGAAGAACAGAUAAACACUCCUCCUCCUCCCCCAGAGUUUGCAUCCAAAGCCCCGACUCCUGCACCCAGAGCUCCAACUCCACCUAAAGCUCCAACUCCGCCCGCUGCUCCUGCUACACCGGCACCCACCCAUCCUGUCAGCAGGGAUCCUCACGGUAUCAACGAGCACCUAAAGGUGGAGGUCAGUGACGUGUUGGCAGAACCCAGCACGCAUCAGAGCAUAAAACAAGUGUGGGUUUACAGCGUCGUGGGCUUUGAGAAGGCUCGUUUCUGGACGUACCAGUGCCUCUCCCUGCUGUUUGCCGUGCCCUUCGCUCUCCUGUGUGGCAUUUUCCUGGCCGUUCUUGCCUGCCUACAUGUCUGGUUUCUGGUGCCCUGCCUACAGCUGAGCACCACGUUCCUUCCAUGCCUGCGAUCCUUGUGUCUGUGUGCUAUUGAUGUUGUCAUCACUCCCUUCUGUGCAUCUGUCGCUCUCUGCUGCAGUCGAAUCGCAGUUUCACUGUCGAACAAGGACUGGAUUCAAAUGGGAGACAAAGACAAAGACACUGUAUGA
Archocentrus centrarchus (flier cichlid) is the source of this 621-nucleotide messenger RNA. It is a transcript of the gene cav4b, whose product is annotated as caveolin 4b. The record is from RefSeq and is a predicted model, not a curated record. Gene Ontology annotation, cellular component: caveola; sarcolemma; focal adhesion. NCBI's taxonomy places the organism in Eukaryota, Metazoa, Chordata, Actinopteri, Cichliformes, Cichlidae. Bases 1 to 621 code for a protein of 206 amino acids. The transcript is spliced from 3 exons. Gene Ontology annotation, biological process: caveola assembly; cell differentiation; regulation of cytosolic calcium ion concentration. Gene Ontology annotation, molecular function: molecular adaptor activity.